Messenger RNA from Fusarium subglutinans, 3645 nucleotides. RefSeq lists its product as uncharacterized. The transcript has a single exon. The record is from RefSeq and is a predicted model, not a curated record. Bases 1 to 3645 code for a protein of 1214 amino acids. Lineage: Eukaryota; Fungi; Ascomycota; Sordariomycetes; Hypocreales; Nectriaceae.
AUGACUCCCAGAGCGAGGCAAAAAGCAGCCCUUGAGGCGAGACAUCGAUUACAAGAGCUAGAUGGAGGUGCCCAGGGACAAAUACUCCAGCUCCAAUCUUAUAAUGUUCCUUCUCUUCCAGCUGGAGACUACACUAUCUCAAUCAAGCAGGAGAUAGAAAUAAAAGGCCAAGGAAAACAUGAGGUCAAAAAUCAGUCCACGCCAAACAGGGAGUUUACCGUUGACGGCCCUCGAUUUCUCAUUCCCGAGCAAGAUGUUUUGUCAGUCUACCCAACACCUGGCAGCAUCGAGGCAAACAAUGUUCUACCUCACAUUACUCUACGAGAACCAUCACUGCCAUGGGAACGAUAUGUUCAGAAGGAAGAACGCAAGCCUGCUAAGCAAGACGACGGCAUUGUACCAUGGGUGGCGCUGUUUGCAUUUGAGCAAGGAGAGCUGCUUGGCGACUCAAACUUGAUUCCGGGGUCAUCCAGAGAUCCGACCACUGGAGUUUUUAACGUGAAGCUCGCUGACCUCAUCUUGCACGGCGACGGGUCUGUCAAGUUCCCACUUCAAGAGUCGCCAAAAGGCACCAGCAACGACACCAUCAAACAUGAUGACAAGCCCCUUAUCUCUACCGAGGAGAUGGAUAGAGUAAGUCUCGACGUCAUCUUGGUUAGGCCAGAAGUCUUCAAACCACUCGUUCACGACAAGUACAAUGAGGACGGCAAACUCGAACUUCCUGAGGGGGCCACUGGAGACAUAUCUCGUUACAAAUAUCUUACCCAUCUCCGGAAGGACUUUGGAGACUCGGACGGGUUAGAUGCAAAGAGUCAUUCAGUUGUCAUAUCUCACCGAACACCACCAGCAGAUACCGCCACUCGCACAACAAUUGUCGUGCAUUUGCUAUCCCUUGAAGGCUGGGAGGACCUUGCCACCCGCAUCGAUCAUCAGACAGAGGCUGUCGCCUUGAUUUCGCUGUACUCAUGGACAUAUGAUGUCCCGCCCUCGUCGCCUAUUACCUUCAACCAAGUGUUUAGAGGACUGGCCAAGGGUCCUACCACUAAGACUGGCACCUCAGUUCCUGAUGAGGCAUUGGGGCUGCAGUGGCAAGAUGACUUUCGCAUGCUUCGCGCUCCUCAAGAGAUGAUCGCUAAGCUUGACCAAAACAAUGUCUUGUUUGCCAAAUCGACGCAGAUCAUGAAGAACAGACUAGUUGACGGUUACUCAGUGGUCAGGCAUGUUUUGCAAACGGGCGAGAUUGCCCCAGCUUUCUCUCGUGGUCCCCUCACGCCUGUUCCUGUGGCAGACAAUAUUCUCCUGGACGACUUCCAGCAGCAGAUGCAGAGGGUCUUGAAGCUGGAGAGAUCCGAAACUUCCCAGACCCCGGAGCGAAAAGGUUACGCACAGUCUCUGCACGGAAAAGACUUUGAGAUUAUGGACCGGGAUCUGGGAAUUGUCGAUAUAUCCUACUCCAGUGCCUGGCAACUUGGCCGUCUGUUAAGUCUAAGCAACCAAGAGUUUAGCAGUGCCGUUACCAAGCUUCGGCGUGAGGUUGUGGAUGGAGCUAUCGUUGAAAGCUUGUUCAACAAUCAUUUCGAUGGUGAGGCGAGCUUCAAGGACUUACACUCGUUUAUGGAGUCCUCGCGCACAGCAUCCUUCUAUGGGAAUACUGCAACAAACCCGGCACUGAGCUCGCAGCCGCCAGAGCUCCCCAGAGCUUUCAGAUCUGCUGCUAUGCCUGGCCUCACCACGAAACACAAGUUCAAGUCUAAUGCGGAGGCCACCAUGAAAGUUAUUGAUUCAAUGUCUACACGAGUGGAACAGGCCGCCUCAUCUCAAGACCUAACCUCAGCAACGGGUGAAGCACAAAUCUUCAACGAGCUCAACACUCCAAACUCUAGCACCUUUCCAGUCAUUCUCAAGCAACUGUUGGACUUCAAAUACCUCGACUGCAUCCCGAUCCACUACCUAAUCACAGAUCCUUCACAUCUUCCUGAAGAAUCGAUGCGCUUCUUCUAUGUGGACCCGAAUUGGAUCAAUGCCAUGAUUGACGGGGCCUUGAGUGUAGGGAAUACACUCGAGAUUGGGGGCCAGGAUGUCUUCAAGCUAAUGAUCAAAAACGCGGUAAACGAGUACGAAAAGAGGGAAUUGAGCAUUGAGAAGGCAGCCCACAAACCGCAGAUACCGAAGUUUGGCCUCUUUAUUCGAAGUUCGACUGUCAUGUCUUGGAAAGAUCUCAACAUAUCAGCACCUUUCCCCAAGGGCUGGAAGGGAGAUAAGCUGGAGAUAUUGUCAACCAGGCGUGUUGCCAAGGACACCAUCAUGAUACUGCUGGAUCGAUGUCCGGAAGAUGUCGUGACAGUAGAAGACAUCCCGAUCAAGACAAGCCCCGAAGAGAAGGAGGAAAUGGCGAAACAAGUGGAAAACGCCAACGCUGACCCAAUUUACCUCUUAGACUCGAUCACAAUUGCGCAGCCACCUCAUCAGCAAUGUUUUGCUUUGGGAACAUCGCUCCGUGCCACUACGCUAGAGAUAUCUGGAUUCUGGGACAUCGACCCUGACCAUGUUGGUGCAGAUGCAAAAUGGGGGGCUCUUCAAGCCCCGACUAGCCAGUUUCAGAGGGGCAGAGGGGGGUCACAGAUUUACGACUGGGACAACAAAAUCAUCCGCGUCGUUGAUCUGAUGAAAAUGAUCAUGACCACAAUGAAAGACAAGUCUAAAGUUAACAGGAUCGAAACACCGGGCCCAGUUCUUUUUGCUUUGAAUAUGGGAUCCAGUGUUCUCAAGAUGUCUAUCGCUAAGCUACGUCAGGGAGAGUCUCUUCCUAAAUGGCCUGUCGUGCCAGACGCCUUGCAGACUUUGUCGAUGAGCCAAGCAGAUGAGGAACAAGUUAUGAGUAGCGCCAAUUCACUCUUGGGGCUUUGGUCCAGACCAUAUCCAGUGAUUAAAGAGAGUGGCAGCCUCAUGGUCGUCAAGAGGCAUCCAGAUGAGCAGCACGGAUAUACCAUCCACGCUGUCGCGAGUUUUGAGGCUCUACGACAAGCACAGCUGAAGUCGGCAGAAGAGUAUAUCGUCGCUGUGCCGAGUCCCCCACACAAGGCUGUUCCUCUGGUGCUCCACAAGCAAACCACAGGUCCAGUUUCUGAUGAGGUUGAAGAAGACCCCAAUCUCGCUUACACCAUGUCGUACGUGGUCAGUGUUACAAAACAUGACUCGGUUGACAUUAUAAACAAGUCCAAAAUUGACGGCACAAAGCUUGAUCUGGGAAUCAAAAUACGGUGGUUUAGGAGCCGAAAGGCUGCGAUAUCAGCGAUAUCGGAGGUGGCUAUAGAGAUUCAAGAAGCUGGGGACAGAAUUACCCGCUACUCGGGAUCUGGGGUAAAGCUACUUAAUCGAGCACGAUGGCGGGCGGGGAUUCAAGUGCAGCAGAACCAGAAGCUGCGCGUGUCUGUACAGCCUCGCGGCAAAGCAGAUGCUUGGACAGUAGGCGACAUCAACGGUAUGUGUGUCUUGAUCCCAGGACUAUCGGGUAAAAGGAACCCGGAAGAUCCCCCAGAUUCCGCGCUCGAAGUCAUCUUCGAAGUCAAGGUCACAGUCAAAGUCACAGAAAAUGGCUUUGCUGGCAAGGUUAUUUUGCCAGUGGGAGGGGAGCGAAGUAGCUAG